AUGGAAAUGGAGGAGAGUUAUGAAGGGGGAGAUGAGAAGGGAAGAGAAUCGGAGACACAAACAUCUGUUGUGGUGUACAAGAAAGGGGCAUGGAGCAAAGAGGAAGAUGAGAAAUUGAGGCGGGCCGUGGAUAAAUACGGGCUUCGUAAUUGGGUUGCAAUCGAGAAAUAUUCGGGAUUGGGCAGGCCCGCUAAGAACUGCAGGCUCCGAUGGUUGAACUAUUUGAGGCCCAACCUGAAAAAGUACCCGUUCACGCAGGAAGAAGAGGAAUUAAUCUUUGAGCUGCAUUCAAAAUAUGGAAACAGCUGGUCUCGCAUUGCCUCAAAGCUUCCAGGGAGAUCAGACAACGAGAUCAAAAACUUGUGGCACAAGAGAGCCAAGAAACUUCACAAGCACCACCUCCCAAUUUAUCCUUCAACAGCACCAACACCACCACAACAUAACCAAAACCACAAGAACGAUGAAGCCAUUAACAACAACGCAGAAAAUAACUACUUUCCUAAUAAUAAUCACAACCACAUUUCGACUUUCUACUCUCAACCUUCUGCUCCCUCCACACCAAAUCCGAAUGCUACGUCCUCCCGCCAUGACAUGUCAAUCCAUUCGCCGUCUCAAUUUGCUAUUUCCACACCCCAAUCGCAUUUUCACAAUAUUCCACAAAGCCCCUCGAACAUAUUAAAGGUCGACCAAACCACCCAAAACUUUCUUAUUUCCCCACAUCAAACAACUCAUUCCAACACAUCACACCAAAUUCAGACCAGUUUAAACAACGAUUUCAUGAUAAUCAGAAACCCUCCCAUUCUUUCCGCGCCACAAAGUUCCUUAAGACGAUUCUCGAGGACCAAUAGUAAAAUAUCGCAUUCAACACCAAAUAUAAUUUCUUCGGCCAUGGAGUCACCAAGGUCUCCCCUAAAACUCAACCUAUCACCCACAGUGCAAACAACUUCUUCUUUGCCCACAUUUCAACACCAAUCGCCAAAUGCGGCCCCAAUCUCUCCCCUCAAACUCCGUCUAUCAAUCCCCAUACCUUCCGAAUCUUUCUUCCAAUCAAAUUCCACGACCGCCCAUUUUAACAACAAUGUUCCUCAACAAAUGAAAAGGGAGGCCCCUUCAAUCCAAGAGGAACCUGAUUGCAGUUUGGAGAUUAUGGAAGAACUGAAGGAAGCUCAAGCCAAGGUCAAAUUCCUAAAGAAUAAACUGAAGCUGAAAAGAAUUUUGAAUCAGAAAAACCAACCCAAAGGGAGUCCAGAAGCGGCGAGUGAGAGUCCACUUGAUGUGAACUCAACCGAUAGCACGACUAAAGCAUGCACAUUACACAUGACAAGUUCGAAGAAAAUAAAAACAACUCUAAUAAAUAUUCCAAGAAACAAAGGUAACAACACGAUCACGAGCGCUAGUGAAGAAAGUACAGAGACGGAAACUAAGCCAAGUAGCGAAGUCCCUCCGAAAAAUUGUUCAUCUUUCACUCUUAACGAAAUUUUCAAGGGGGAAAGUCACUCCAUAGACCUUUUCAACCAUCUCACUGCCCAAAACACUAAAAUAACUCCAGACGAAUGCUCUACCAUGGUCACCUUAUACAGCCAAAGCUCCACUCUUUUACAACAAGAUGCCAUACAAGGGGAUUUGUUUGAUCAAAGGUCGAGCCACUUUCACCCAGAUGACGACCAAUACUUUGGCUAUAGUUUUGGGCAGGAAAUCGCAAACGGGUUCGAGAGGAAACUCGUCAAGGACGGCUCAAUGGAUGAUAAUAUGGGAAUAAAGUCGACAUUUUGCGAACUAAUGAAUAACCAAUAUCCGGAAUCCGAGCUAUUGGAUUCUUGCAGCCUGGUGAGUAACCCGAUCAUGGAGCAGGAAUAUUUUAGCGUCGAGCAAUUUUCCGGCGAAAAUUCAGGGCUUUGCAAACGAGAAGCCAUGUUUGGGAAUCCAUUGCCGGCUGCAAAUCUGAUAGACAACCUGGUUGACUCGGUUAACCAAGUGGGGCCCACAAAACAGGGGCAGCAGAGCUUCAUGCAGGGUUUACUGGUGGAUAACUUGUGGGAGGAUGAGAACUUUUCAACAAGCAGAUAUCAAGAAUCCAAGAAUGGGAAUAAUGAUGUAGCAGGGGAAGUAGAGGAAGAGCAGGGGCAUAUGAACACCAUGUCUGACGAACUAUCGAGUCUGCUCGAGUUUUUUCCAAGCAGCAGCCAGACGCUAGAUUGGUAUAACAUGGGGAAUGCAGUUCUUGAUACAAAAGCUUCUGGUGAGUUGGAAAAUCUUCAAAUGCCCUCAAACUCCCACCAACAACUCACAAUUGCUGACUAUUUCUGACAUAUGUUUGUUUAGUAGCUCAGCAAAUUAAGUAACCUCGUGCUGUUUCAAUCAUAUUUUGUAGAACAUCAUACUGAAUACUGGGAUUUUUUAAUGUGGAAAACGAAAAACUUGAGAUUCUUAACUUGGCAAGUGUAGAUUGUAUCGAGCUAGUCUAUUUAUUAAGUGCAA
Striga asiatica is the source of this 2478-nucleotide messenger RNA. The record is from the annotation of a GenBank genome assembly. NCBI's taxonomy places the organism in Eukaryota, Viridiplantae, Streptophyta, Magnoliopsida, Lamiales, Orobanchaceae.